Messenger RNA from Euleptes europaea (tarantolino), 1433 nucleotides. RefSeq names its product interaction protein for cytohesin exchange factors 1 (gene IPCEF1). The coding region runs from base 31 to 1365 and encodes 444 amino acids. The record is from RefSeq and is a predicted model, not a curated record. The transcript has 10 exons. Lineage: Eukaryota; Metazoa; Chordata; Lepidosauria; Squamata; Sphaerodactylidae.
UUAAGGUAUUAAAAAUAUAAUUAUUUUGACAUGUUUUCCUUUCCAGCUUCUCCAUCAAUCUCAAUAUUGUGCAUGGCAGCUGAUGGUAAAGCUCUUGUUCCCUUGCGUCAGAAGACGAGGAAGAAAAGUCAAGGAAUUUGUGUAAUGAGCCGCCGAAGGAUCUCUUGUAAGGAUCUGGGACUAGCUGAUUGCCAGGGAUGGCUUUACAAGAAAAAGGAAAAAGGAAGUUUUAUUGGCAACAAAUGGAAAAAGUACUGGUGUGUGCUGAAGGGCUCCUCAUUAUACUGGUACAGCAAUCAGUUGGCAGAGAAAGCUGAAGGAUUCCUCAGCCUUCCAAACUUCUCAGUGGAUCAAGCAUUGGAAUGCAAAAAAAAGUAUGCUAUGAAAAUCACCCAUCCACAGAUCAAGACAUUUUAUUUUGCAGCAGAGAAUGCAGAGGAAAUGACUAUAUGGCUAAAUAAACUAGGUCUAGCGGUUGUCAAGCAAGUUAACAAAAAGAAUGAAGAAGAGUGCUAUAGUGAGAGUGAUCAUGAAGAACCAGAAAUAAACAUGGAGACACCACCCCCUCCAUAUUCCGACCAGCCGGUGCAGCCUCAUUUGGACCAGCGAGAACCUUCCUCAACAUCCCAUGUAACCAGUUCUUUAUCCUCCCCUGAAAACAGCAGGAAGUCACAAGGCUUUUCUUCUUCCUCAUCGUCCAAAGCAUUGCAUCCCGAGAGACAAUCAUGGCUUGACUUUAUUAACAGCUCUUCCACUGGGGAAGAAGUAGACAGUCCACCUUCAGCUGUCACUGAUCAGCCUCAAGAUACUGUUUGCCUGGUAAUGCCAGACUGUAACAAAACAAUGGGAAGUGAUAUCAUGGAACUGGAGGACAGCUUUCAGAACUCUUUAAGCAAAGGUACACCUGUUUUAGAUGGAGGCAAGGAUAGCAUUGCUGAGCCUGGGAAAACAACACUGAAAACCCCUAAAGGACAAGGGAAAUGCCCUAUAGAUGAAAUGGAGAAGCUUUACAAAUCUUUAGAGCAAGCCAGUUUAUCUGCUAUUGGGGAUCGCCGACCUUCGACUAAAAGAGAGCUGAGAAAAUCCUUUAUCAAAAGAAGUAAAAACCCAUCCGUUAACGAGAAACUCCACAAAAUUCGAGCACUGAAUAGUACAUUAAAGUGCAAAGAAUAUGACCUGGCUGCCAUUAACCAUUUGCUGGAGGACAGUGAGCUAACAGCAAGGAAGUACAGGGAGUGGAAGAACACAAACUCUAUGUUGGUUGAAGAUAUCUAUCCCCAGCAGGAUGUCCUGAAUGUGUCUGAAGAAAAUAUCAAGGAGCCAGAGGUGCCGCUGCAACCUUCUUUCAUCGAAAGUACUAUCUGAGAACAGUGGACAGUAUAUUACUUCUUCUGUCGGUGUUUCUCUUUACCUGUGUAAAGUUUAAGCUGCUA